AUGAACGUCCAUAUCACAAAUAAUGGGGUGAUUAACAUCUCGUGUUCUCAGUGUUUUACAACAUCACAAAACGAUGAAAACAGUCUAAACAAGUCUACAGAGAACCAAGACUGUUUUUUAAAAGUUGAAGCGAUCGAUAAUUGCGAGAAGAAAGAGAAAAUCAAUAAAAUGGAAAUUGAAACGGUCAAAACAAGUCUUUUUGACAUGCCAGGUUUGGUUACACCAUUUGAGGUGGAUAAAAUGCGCGACUUUGUUGAUACCCUCAAACUCUUCUCGAAACAAAGUUUUGCGCGGCUUGUUGCUAAAACAGUCCCAGAGAUGAUUGCGAUUAGCACGAACGAAAUUGAACUACUCAAACGAUGGACAGAUAAAACAAAAUACGAAAUACUGUAUUGGUCAUCUCGAGACGGAAUGUCGAAAAGAGAUUUGAUGAAGAAAUGCGAAGGGCACAAAAACACAUGUUUCUUGGUGCAGUACGAUAAGGAGAAUGUCAUCGUCUUGUACUUUGGAGACCCGAUCCCAAAACAGCCAUCGGCAGGUCCGGCGUUUCUGGACGCUAAAAACCACUUCUUGGGAAUGCUCAAACACUCAACGGGGGUACAACCAUUCAGACUGAAAAGAAUUAAUUGGAGCGACAUCACGUUCGCAGUAGGAGCAAGCGAUGAGUACGUUGACCGAGUUUUAACGUGUAAACAUUGUGCCGUGUUUAAAACAGACUACACGUAUUUCUUUCACGACUUGAGUAAAUACACAUGCUUAGACGAUAAGUCUCUUAACUUCAAGAAGUACUUUUCUCAGGGUGGGACGUUUCAGGAAAUUGUUUGUAUUGAAAUGAUGUAA
Molecule: messenger RNA, 840 nt
Organism: Entamoeba invadens IP1
Lineage: Eukaryota; Evosea; Mastigamoebida; Endamoebidae
Exons: 1
Coding region: 1-840 (279 amino acids)
Source: RefSeq, a predicted model, not a curated record